AUGGACGACGAGUUGGUUGCGGCUGUGCUUGCACUCGCCCCCCCUACCACGUCAUCUCUUCGUGCGUGGAAGGAGGGCUACCUUGUCCGUGGUGCCGACACUGUGGAGAAUGCAACUGCGCUCGUGACGGCCACCGUCACCGCUGCGCUCACCGACGCCGCUGGCAACAGUGAGCGGGUGGCGCAGAGCAUUGCGCUGCUGGUGGCACCGCUGGUGGUGACGCUGUCGGAGACACAUGCCAACUCGGCCGUGGCCGCGCUCGCCAAUCGCAUCGCCGACUCGUUCACAGCCUGCUCGUGCCCGCCGCCGUCGGGAUCGGAGGCGGCGACGGCCGGCUCGGUGGUUGCGCGGAGCCGGGCUGCAGCAAGCGCGGCGGCCAACGAGCUCCGCCCGCGGCGCGGCGCGAUUGUCUCGCCGCUCUCGUCGCCGACAUCAGCACGAGCGCGGGCACGGUCAAGCUCGGGCGCGUCGUCGAGCUCAACCGGCGGCUCGACGCGGCGGACCUCGCUCUCGCCGCUCGACCACAUCGAUCCGCACGCGCUGCACCACUCGGACCUGUUUGGCCCGCUGUUCCGGACCCGGAUCCGCGAGUCGGGUGUAACGGUACUCGAGCUGCGGCGCGCGGUCGGCUCGCUCCGGCGCGAGCAGCUGCUCGCGUCGGUGGCCGGUGUGGCGCGGGCGCGCGGCAUGCUCGACGCUCUCGACGCCGCGGCCGACGGCCGCGACCCAGGUGCCGCGUCGCGGGCGGCGCGCAACGCCGCGGCCGAGGCCGACGCCCCGGGCAUGAUGUUCCACUACAAGUACUACGCGGCGCAGGUCCCGCUCGCGGUUUCCGAGCCCGAGAUCGAGGACGUAGUCAACGCCGUGGUGGCACCCAAGGACCUCGCCACGCGCAAGCUCGCGUCCAAGGUCCUCCUCAAAAUCUUUAUCGACAUGUUUUGCGCUGCGUCGGAGCCCGCAGCGGCGGCUCUUGCGGUCCAAGGUGUGGUCUUUGAGCUGGUCACCACCGCCGGGCCGCGCGGAAGUCUUGACGCCGACGCUGCGCUCCACGGCUUCAACCUGCUCCUCAACCUGGCGACCCAUCUGGAGCUCUACGCCCAGUCGGCGGUCCUGCAGUUCUCAGCCGAGUCGACGGCGCUGGCGGCGCUCGACCUCGGUGACCUGCUCGGGGCCGCCGGCGCGUCGGCGCGGAUUGCGGUCAUGCACGACGCCGUGUUUGAGGUCCUCGCCUCGGCGGCGCUCCUCGCGCUGCUCUCGGGCCACACGUCGGUCAAACUUUGGUCGGCAGUCCUCAACGCGCUCUUCCUCCUCGCCACCGACGCCGGCGCUGUGCUUCCGGCGCGCGUGGCAGCGCUCGACCCACGCGUGGUUGUCCACCUCCUCGUCCACAUGCCGCACCUCUCGCCGGCAACGACGGGUGUUCUCGCGCGAAUGCUCCUCUUUGCACUCUACCCGUCGGCGCCGACCGACGUGGAGACGACGGCCGAGCCAUCGUGGCUCUAUCUCGACACGCAGCGGCUUGGGCUCAUUGCCGCACUCUUCACCCCGCACCUGGCCACGCCGCUCGGCCCGAUUCUCGCUCUGUACGAGUCGUGUGACUCGCACGUGGCACUACGCAUAUACUUUCGGCUCAUUUUUGACGUCUCGGCGCAUGCGGUCGCUGCCGCCGGCACGCUCAAAGUCACCGGGCAGGCGCUCAGCGCCAUCUGGCACCUGCUUGCGGCAUUUGAGGCGCCCCUGCUGUUCAAGUCGAUGUUUGCGCACGUGGCGGCGCGGUUCCCGGAGCGGUUCCUCCGGCAUGUCUUCUUUGAGCAGCUCUCCGGGACAGGCUCAUCCAAGCAUCUUUCGUCGUACGCCAAGACGCUGGAUAAGACGCUCAUUGUGGCGCUACUGUACAACAUCGAGAAGCUGGCGUCGACGCAUCUGAUCGUCUCGUCGCGGCUGACGCCGCUGUCGUCGGCAACCGCGUCGCCCAUGCUCGUCUCGCUCUUUGCCUCGCCGCUGGUUGCCGACUCGGCCAACGCCGUGGCCCUCCUGGUCUCGAUGCUCUCGUCGGGCGCCGAGCGUGAGUCGCUGCUCGGCCUCCCGCUGCUGCUGCGGUUGAUGCGGUCGGGCUCGUCGACGCUCCUCCGCCACGCGCUCACGGUUGUCUCGCGGGUCCUCGCCACCAAGCGCGCCGCAGUGAGCCGCGGUGAGGCGAGCGGGAGCGGGGGCAGCAGCGACGGCAGCGCGUCGGGCGAGCACUCGGCCUCGCUGCUGGCGUACUUUGACUGGCUCAAUACGGCGUACGUCCACUUUGCGGACACGGUCGCCAUCUCGCCGGUCCCGUUCCACCCGUCGCUUGCGUUUGACGCGCCAGGCGGGGGCGACGCGCCGGGCGGGGGUGGCGGUGGUGGCGUCGGCGGCGACAGCAAGGCGCGUGUCCUCGUCCUCUCACACUCGGUCCAGCAGCACGUUGUCCGUUCGCUCGUCGGUAUCCUCCUCGACCAGCUCGCGGUGCCGUGCUCGGCCGAAUGGGGCGCGUCGGCGUCGGCGGUGGACGCGUUUGUCUCGGGCGCUUCGCUUGUCCCGCGCGACCUGGUCAAGCUCCUCGAUCCAGACUUUCUUGUGGCGCUCUUCAGGGUUGCCGACCCACGGGCUGCCGCCGCGCACCGGGCCGUCCUCCUCAUGUUCCUCAUCGCCAAGUCGUCGCAGAGCCAGACGCUCAAGGCCAUCGGUGGACUCGGGUUCUUUACCCACCUUCUCGACGACCCGGACGAGCACAUCGCGUACCUCGCGGCGUCACACCUCGCAGACCAGCUCAAGGCCGAGAAGCCGGCACAGUACGAGGCGCUCACCCAGCGUGUUGCUGCCCGCUUCCCGCAGCUUGCCAGCCUCGCCCAUCAUCCGUGGGUCCAGAUGGUCGGCAUCCUCCGCAUGCGUGCCGAAAAGUCGCGACAGCAGGGGCCCCGGUCAUGAUCGUAACCCAACUACGAGCCAUGAACAAGGACAUCACAAACAACCAACGGGUG
Thecamonas trahens ATCC 50062 is the source of this 3011-nucleotide messenger RNA. RefSeq lists its product as uncharacterized. The transcript is spliced from 2 exons. Bases 1 to 2958 code for a protein of 985 amino acids. Lineage: Eukaryota; Apusomonadida; Apusomonadidae. The record is from RefSeq and is a predicted model, not a curated record.